This is a messenger RNA of Botrytis fragariae, 5637 nucleotides long. Its product is annotated as putative glycoprotein x protein. Bases 1 to 5637 code for a protein of 1878 amino acids. The record is from RefSeq and is a predicted model, not a curated record. NCBI's taxonomy places the organism in Eukaryota, Fungi, Ascomycota, Leotiomycetes, Helotiales, Sclerotiniaceae. The transcript has 19 exons.
AUGGUAUCCAAUUCUGGGAUCGGUGUACUAAUAGCGGGAUUGAUUGGGGUUGUACAAGGACAGUAUCUGAAUACAACCGCGGCGAUUGUAACUCCAAUAACACCAGAGGGACAAGAACAUUAUUCAACGUGCGAACCAAAGACUGUCACUAUCACGUCUCCUGGAGGUGGAUAUGGGUCAUGUUCCACACAAACUGUUACAUCAACCCAAGUAUCUGUAUCGACAACUACAUGUUGGGAGACAACUACAAUUGACAAACCAACCACAAUUGUCUCAAUAUCUACAUCUACAGCAUAUCAGAAUCAAACCACUACAAAAACAAUAACCUCAGAAAUUGGAGGUGGUUAUGGGCCUGGAACUACAGUUACAGAGACUGUUACUCUGACCGCGAGCUCCACCCCAAGUGGUGGAUAUCCAUAUGGAGGAAGUACUAUCACGGAGACAGUCACUCAGAAUCAGACUAUAACUAAAACCGUCGGUGGUUAUCAAACUGCGAACCAAACUAUUACGGAGAAAACUACCGAGACAGAAUCUUUCACGACAACUGCUCCCAGUAUCAUUUCAGCGAUUACGACUUUGACGGAUGUUAUCACAGUGACCAACAUAUCUACAGCUAGCUUUACCGAAACUGAUCUUGUCACAACAACUAAAAAUUACAAUUUCACUGCUACUCAGCUAGAUCGCACAACUCAAACUGACACCAUCACCGAUGAGGAGACCACAACGACUUUCGUUUGGCAGACCACCAUAUUGACAGAUGUGAUCACGACUUCAAUCCCAUAUACGACCACUUUGAUUAAUAGUUAUGGAUAUCCAAUUACAAUAACUAAGUAUAGUACCCUGACCACCACUGAGAGAUAUACUUCUAGUUUUACUACCACGACCACCCAGGAUCAUACAACUACAAAACUUAAGACGGUAACAACAAUAUGCACCGAGUUUGUUCCUGUAUUCAUAACCAAAACGAUAAGUGGGUCUCUCACGACGAUCACAUCGUAUUCCGCAACGACUUUCACUUCACUCAUCACGACCGGCACGACAGAUUAUGAAACUGCCACGGUUACAUCAAAAACAACUGAUUACGUACCAACAACAAUAUAUCAGCCUUCGACGUAUACUACCACGCAAGAUGUGACUAUUAUCUCAUCAUAUCCUGUGACUGUUAUUAACAAUUACACACUAUGGCAAACUACUACGAGAGUCGAGGUAUCAACUUAUGAGACCACCAGCACGGUCACUUCAACGACUUCAAUACCUUUACCCACAACGAUUGAUGUUUAUAUCACCACUACCGUGGAUCAUCUCUUCACAUCUGUCUCCACAUAUACCUUGAAUACAAGCUAUCCGGUAACUGUUAUUUCCGACCACUCUACUACUUACACUCAAUAUACCACCGAGUAUUACACUAGUCGGGAAACAACUACAUUUUCUACGACGGAAACGGAUACUGAAACGGAUUAUGUGACCACCACCUCAUAUGUACCUACUACGACUGUCUCCACAUCGUUUGUAACUACCAGUAUACCAUACACUGUUAUAUCUUCAACAACUUUGUACAUUUACAGCACUCAAAUUUCCCUGAUUACCUUUACGACUUCCGUACCCAUCACAAUCACAGAUGUUUCGACUUCAAUAUCAACUGAUUAUGUGACCACGACCUCAUAUGUACCUACCACAACCAUCUCUACCUCCUUGAUUACUACAAGUAUACCUUAUACCGUCGUUUCCUCAACAACGCUAUAUAUUUACAGCACUGAGACCUCUUUGUUGACUCUCACAACCUCUGUACCUACCACUGUCACGGAUAUUUCGACUUCAAUCUCAACUUCCGUAUCAAUUUCUGAUAUUUACGUCUAUACGACUAUAAUUGAAACCUACAGCACGACGGACACUUCCUAUAUAACCACUUCUUAUCCAUAUACUGUAAGUGAGACAGUCAUAAGUGAUAUAACCCACAGCUUCACGGAUUAUAUUACUACGACAAUAAUAGAUCUAUCAACUUACGUCAGUCUUUCUACUCUCACCACGAGUGUCAUCGUGCCAACCACUACUACACAAGUUUCCUUGGUCCCAACAACCAUUACGGAUUCAUAUUUUUCCACGGCUACAGUUACAAAGACGACUUCAUAUCCAUUUACCGUGAUAUCCUCAACAACCGAAUACAGCUAUAGCACUUAUACACUGGUUUCAACGUAUACAAUGACGAGUACAAAGACUACUUCUAUUCCAUACACCACAACGAAGGAAAUUUUGGUACCAACUACUACUACCAAAAUUUCCCUUGUUCCAACUACAAUCGUCUCUUCGUAUUUCUCCACCUCGGUUCUGACAGUUUCCACAUCUUAUCCUUAUACCGUCUAUCAAACUAUCAUUAGUUCAACAACUUACUAUUCUACCUCCUAUAUAAGUACAACUUACACGACAACCCAGGAACUAACUUCGGUAUCAACACUCACUACUUCAGUGCCCACGACAACAACCGAGACUAGUGUGAUAACUAGUACAACUUCGGUCCCUACUACGACAACGGAAACUAGUGUAUAUACAAGUAUCUCAAUCUCAGAUAUCUACUCAACGUAUAGUACUACCUUGACAGAAUUGACCACGAUCAGCGCCACUUUGACAGAAAUCCAUCUUUCAACGAUCACUGUUUCCACUUCAUAUCCAUAUACGGUAUAUACCACAGUUGUUAGCGAUCAUACGACCACCUCAACUCAAUAUGUCCCAACAACAUAUACGCAGGUUAUAUCCACGACGCAGUAUGUCCCAACAACUUAUACAUCUUUGGUCACGAGAUCUGAAACAAGCACGGCCACAGCAACUGUAACAGAUAGUGAGACAACAACCGCUAGCUACACAACCACUGAUUUCCAGACUACUACCACAACCGCAAUAUCUAUCGCAACUCUCACCUCGAUCGAUAUCAUUACACUUCCUCCCGUUACCCUUACCACUUCAAUUUCUGGGACCCCAAUCACGAUAACAGAGCCUGCAUCAACUGUAUCUGUUAUCAAGACGAUCACCUCUGAACUAUAUAUCACGUCACUGAUUACCCUUCCCGCAAGUACUGUUACAUCGGAUGUUUAUAUUACUACUUCAGUUCCCGGUCCAACAAUUACGACGUCGAUAUCAGGAUCUUUGACUACGAUCACCUUACCUGGCUCCACCUCCGUCUUGACGGUUUCAGGGCCAACCAUAACAUCCAAUGUUUACAUUACCACCUCACUUCCUGCCCAAACCAUCACCACUUCAAUAUCAGGAUCUUUGACCACUAUCACAUUGCCUGGUAGUACCUCCGUUUUGACAGUUUCGGGCCCAACGGUAACAUCCAAUGUUUACGCUACCACCUCACUUCCUGCUCAAACCAUCACGGCUUCUUUGUCUGGAUCGUUAACUACCAUCACCUUACCUGGUAGCACCUCAGUCUUGACAGUUUCUGGCCCAACAGUCUCAUUAUCCGGAUCUUUGACGACUGUUACUCUCCCUGCAGUAACAUCAAUUCAAACAAUCCCUGGUCCUACAGUUACAACAUCGAUAUCAGGAUCCCUGACAACUAUAACCCAGCCAGGUAGUACAUCAACUAUAAUCCUUUCGGGAUCAACUAUAACCUUACCUGGAUCAACAAUUCCUGGUCAGACUAUAACUCUACCAGCCUCAACAGUUACUCUACCAGGAUCGGUUACUACUCUCCCGGGACUGACUACUACCAUUCAAGGGUCAACCUUUACGGCUCCAGGGCAGACAAUUACUUUGCCUGGGUCGAUAACUACUCUCCCUGGAUCUGUAACAACUCUUCCCGGUUCAACCAUAACUUUGCCUGCAUCGAAAACCCCUGGCCAAACCAUCACGUUACCAGCCUCAACAGUCACUCUACCAGGAUCGGUUACCACACUCCCGGGACAGACUACUACCAUUCAAGGAUCGACUUUCACAGCCCCAGGACAGACAAUCACCUUACCAGGAUCAAUAACUAUUCUCCCUGGAUCGGUAACAACCCUUCCUGGUUCAGUCUCAAUCUCAACUGUGACUCAAUCCAUUGCAGGCCCAACAGUGACCCUCACUCAGGCAGGAUCAACCGUGAUAUCAACUCUUCCAGGUUCCGUCAGUAUCUAUCCAACGACCAUAAGUCUCGGCGCAACCUUGACAGGAUCAACAGCAUAUGUGACUGGGCCCGGAUCCACUGUAACCGUGACCGAAUUGAUAACUUGUCCAUCGCCUACAAACUCUGGUUCAGUAAUUCCUCAAGACUCCAGCUCAUCAGCGGUUUUCGGAUGCUCACCAGGAUACGUUUGUAACCCACCCAAGCCAGAUCAUUGUGCUUUAUGGGCCGAUCCUCCUGCUGCAGACUAUCUAUGUGAAGCAAAAUACUGUAUUCCAUCUCCUAAUACAACUGAAGUAUACUGGGCACAGAACCAAACUGGGUACUACCCACCAUCAGCCGGAUAUUUCAAUCUCAAUCCCAAUGCGUUUGGUCUCAGCUUUGGAAUUUUCAUUGAGAAAGUCGUCACCGAAAUCAUCAUUGGUAAUGAAGGAACAGAACUUGUCAAGACUUACACUACCGGCGACUGGACAUCCCAAACAGAUAUUUCUCACUACCCAGCUGGAACCCGAACCGGACUUUCUACCUCCGCACUCGCCACACCUUCCGCUCCAGCCCGUCGCGGGCUUCUUCCCCGACUCUUUGCAGGAAAGCGCAAAUCAGACACCGCACAUCUCAAUCUCCUCACCAAAAGGGAUGCUACUGUUGUUCCCGCAGUUUGCUACUCCACGUGUAACAAUGGCUACGUUGAAGCGCUCAAAGUGGGCAAAUCUCCCGCUCUCUGCGAUCCCAACUCCGCUUUCGAAUCUGAUUAUGGCGCCUGUACAGCGUGUAUUGAUGCGAAUAGCAACACUGUGAAAGAAACACUGCAAACAUACAUAGAGCCACAAUUUGAACAGUUCUUGGAUUUCUGCAGUGCGCAGGCACCACAGAGUGAGGUCGCGGGUAGUACGGAAACCCAGGUUGUGACAAAAACCGCAACCGUUUUACCGGUUGAGGCGAGCAGUAGCACGGUCAAACCAGCUGCUACUACCAGUAGUUCGAGUGCUGCAUUAAGCUCCAGUGCUAGUGCAAGCCCGACUGCAAGCGCUACCCCGAGUGUUAGUAUUACGAGCCAAAUUGCUCCGGUUGAUACGUCUUCUGCUUCAACACUGAUUUCCACCGACGUCAAUUCAUCUGGAUCUUCUUCAGCGGUCGUUAGCGUCCCGACAGCUUCUGGAAGUGGAAGUAGAAGUGGGGGCGAAAGUGGGACAGGAACUGGGACCGGAACUGGAACCGAAACCGGAACUGGAAGCAUAUUACCAUCCACAACAGCCUCGACUGUCCUCAGUAUAAGCACCACAGGCUCAGGAUCAGGCUCAGGCUCCAGUACCACGUCAAAUUCGGGAUCUAGCUCGACAUCUAGCUCUGAAUCAUCCCUCCAAUCUCAAACCUCAAGUCCAACUCCUACAACGAAAUCGCAAACUAGCUCUUCACCCACCAGCUCUGGAUCUGCAAGCCCUUCAGGUACUGGGCCUGCUGAAGGUGCUGGAGCCAAACUGAAGCCUUCAGUGUUCUUCUCAUUGAUGGCAAUGUUACUUGUGGGACUCAUGGGCUAG